Molecule: messenger RNA, 6008 nt
Organism: Microplitis demolitor
Lineage: Eukaryota; Metazoa; Arthropoda; Insecta; Hymenoptera; Braconidae
Gene: Crag
Product: DENN domain-containing protein Crag
Exons: 15
Coding region: 1020-5870 (1616 amino acids)
Biological process (GO): regulation of Rab protein signal transduction
Cellular component (GO): cytoplasmic vesicle; ESCRT I complex
Molecular function (GO): protein binding
Source: RefSeq, a predicted model, not a curated record
UCUGAGAUACUUAAUAAUAAUAUAUAUUUAUGAUUUAUUAUUGCAGUUAUUAUUAUUAUUAUUAUUAUUGUAUUAAAUAAAUAAAAAAAUUCAAAAAAAAAAAUAAUAAAAUAAAAAUGAGACCAACAGUCGACCAUUUUGCCAGUGAGUAAAAAUGGCCGUCCAAGAAACACGGGUUUUAAUAUUGUUAUAAUAAAUAAUUAUUUUUUAACAUCAUUUAUUUGUCUGAAUAAUUAUUUAAAUAUCACCAACAGUAAAUAAAUAUAAACAAGUGGGUUACUUAAUAGUUAAAGUUAAUUACCAACAAAAUUGACGUGUUUAUAAAAAUAAUAAUGAAAACAAUUAUAACUUGAUAUUAUUAUACUUUUUAAAAAGUAUUAUUUUUUUUAAACAAAAACAUUACCUGUGUCACAUACAUCUAACCUGUACUAAAAAAAAAUUUUUUACUGCUCAUAAAUUAUUUAUUUUAAAUAUUUAAUGAUAAUGUCAUUGAGUUUGUGAUUGUGAUUGAAGUUUAAAUAUUUUAUUUAAAACAAUAAUAAUAUAAUUGACGUAAUUCCUCUGAUAAUUUUCUAAAUCGACUGUAUUUAUGUACUGGUCUACAAUAAUAAUAUAAAUAAUAUAUUUAUGUAUAUAUGAGGAUCUAUGUGAAUAUUAAACGUCAACAGAUUUAUUAAAAAAAUUAUUUUUAUGUUUCUAAAUCAAAAUAAAAUAUAUAUUUGUUAAUUAUAAUAAUACUUAUGCAAGCAAUGCUGAUGAAAUAAAUAAAAUGGGUGCAUGCAGAAAUCAUUAAUAAAUAAGACAAAAUUAAUAAUUAAUCAUAGCAUGAGUAAUCACCAAAUAAUAAUAAAAGUUAUUAAUAAACAAUGUUUUUAAAUGGUGUAAAUAGAGAAAGUAAUCGUCUACGAAAUUUUAUGGCCAGCUGAACAAGAUAUAGUUUAAUACAGCACAGUAACUACAUUAAUCAUCAGACGAUGCUGAUGGAUUGACAUAAAAGCAGUAUUAAGUUUUUAGUAACGAUGGACGACCGUAGAGUCGCUGAUUAUUUUGUCGUCGCUGGUUUGCCGGGUCAGAAUGACGACUUUGACAACGACAACGAGUCUGACAAGUUGGAAGACUGGUGUCAAGAAGGUACACACCUCAAAGAUUGCAAUUUGCAAGCUCCGAUCACAGAUCUGGCUGUGAUAUUCCCAGCUCUGGGUGAAACUUGUCCCGAAGGGUACACGUUAUUGGAGCACACGGUCUCCGGAUUUCCUGGGGAUUUAAAUCACGGGAGUUUACGUACUAAUGAAUGUUAUCUGUGCUACCGAAGAGGUAGAGACAAACCACCGCUCGUAGAUAUCGGUAUUAUUUACGAUGGCAAAGAACGUAUUAUGGAGGAUGCUAAAAUGAUAACAGAAACACCACAUGGACAUGUUGCUAAUGUUAAUAAUUCAACAUCGAAAAUAUUUGUAACAUAUAGACGUGCCAGUAGAAAAAUGCCUUGUAAUUCACUUGUUGUUACGGACGUAUGUGUUAUAUUAACAAAUAAAGGAGAAACGGCACCGCAGGCAUUCUGUACAAUAAACAAAAAUUUAAAUAAAGGUAUGUUAGGAAGUGAUGUUUUUUUGUGUUACAAAAAAUCAAUGAAUAGAGCUAAUUUGAUAUCAUUUAAACCCUCGAUACUGUACAAAUAUCCAAUGACGGAUUACAAUAGCUUCGGAUUUCCAAAUUCAGUCGCUAUGUUUUGUUUGCCAAUGGGCGCUACCAUUGAGUGUUGGCCGAAAGUUGCCUGUAAACCCAAACCGGUAUUUUCGACAUUCGUACUGACUGUCGCUGAUGCUGCUCAAAAGAUAUACGGCUCGGCGAUAACCUUUUACGAAGAAGUAAUACCUGAUUUUUUGAAUAAUACGAAACACAACAACGAACACAAUAAUGAUUUAGAUUCUAAAAUAAAUAAUACUAAUACGAGCAUUAUUGAGGCCGACGAAAGUAUAACAGACAAGCCAUUGGUUAAAAUGAAAGUGUUUAAAAAAUUUGGUGUCCUCAAAAAAUUAACUCUAGGACAAUUAGAAAAAUUGCAGUACACUGAUCCAGAGCUGCAGUCAUUGAACAUCAGUAAAUCAAUAUGCAUACUGUCUCACUGGCCAUUUUUUGAUACCUUUGAAAAAUUUUUAGGUUUUUUACACAAUAUGGUUAAUGAAAAACCUCAGAGUAUACCGAUUGAAAAAUAUAUAUCAUAUUUUUUGUGUGAUAUACCUUUUCCAAGUCCCCAGAGACCGAGGAUUCUCGUUCAGUUGAGCAGCACAGAUCGUCUUAUAUUGACCCAACCUGAAGACUUGGCAUUGCCACGUUCUGGCGCAAGUUUUCGACAGCUGCUUGUUAAUCUGGGUCCUGAAAAUUGUAUGCUGAUACUGCUACUGAUACUGACGGAGCAAAAAAUACUAGUACACUCACUGAGACCUGAUGUACUGACAUCAGUAAGCGAAGCCAUCGCUAUGAUACUGUUCCCCUUUAAAUGGCAGUGUCCGUACAUACCACUGUGCCCGCUGGGAUUGGCAGAGGUGCUGCAUGCUCCGUUGCCGUUUCUCAUUGGCGUUGACUCGCGUUUUUUCGACCUGUAUGAUCCACCGUCUGAUGUAAACUGCGUCAACUUGGACACCAAUAAUAUUGUACUCUGUGAAGACAAACGUCAUCUGAACAUCAAGUUGUUGCCGAAGAAACCAGCGAGGCUGUUGAAAAAUGACUUGGAGCGAAUUUCGUUGAAGUUGAGCAGCCAGGGUAAGUUUCACUCGCAACGUGAAAAACCAGAUGAAGACUUCAGUGUCGAUAAAGAAUUCCAACAAAAGCGCAAGGAACAAGGGCUUGAAUUAGAAAUUCAAGACUCAUUUUUACACUUCAUGGCUCUAAUUCUCAAAGGAUAUCGCAGUUAUUUAUUACCAAUAACUAAAGCGCCAACUGUUGGUUCAACUGAUCCUACUAGUCUGUUUAAUAUCCAAGCGUUCUUGCGUAGUCGUGACAAAGCUCACGCAAAAUUUUACAGUAUGCUCGUGAGAACGCAAAUGUUUAUUCGGUUUAUUGAAGAACGCAGCUUUGUUUCUGAUAUGGAUAUGGCGGGAUUAGCAUUCUUCGACGAGUGCACUGAGCGAGUUGAAGAAGAAAAUGUCACGUUCUUGGAAUUAGAUGAGUCUCAGCACAGCGAGCGAACAGUAUUCAUACCACCUCCAGAUCCCGGGCCUAAUCAGCAGCCAGUCGUUUAUAAAACUUUUAAACUAAAUCCAGAUUUAAUGAGGCCGCAAAAAAAUUUGAGUAAUAAAAACCCGGCAUUGAGUGCUUUUGGUAUUACACCUGGUAGUCCAAUGGCUCGUCGGACUAAACACGAGAUUAAAGUUGCUCAGAGAAUGGCUCGUAAACAAGCAGCACUUCCUGAGCGAUGGGGCAGAUGUUUACUGGGUACGUGCAAUAGUCUUUGGUUCUUACAUUUACCAGCAAUGCUGCAAGUAUCCAGUCAACCGGCUGCUAUCCUCCAUCAAGCUUACGAGCUGCUCGUUAAAAUGCAAAAGUUACGGCUGGACCCCAUGGAGGAAGUGUGUUAUAGAGCAAUGAUGCAACUCUGCGGUGUCUAUGGUCAACCAGUACUGGCAGUUAAAUUGUUAUUUCACAUGAAACGCAGCGGCGUGCAACCUAAUGCACUCACAUACGGAUUUUAUAACAAGGCUGUCCUUGAAGCCACCUGGCCGUCAGAUAUGACCAACUCAAGCCAACUAAUGUGGAAUAAACUGCGAAAUGUUAUCGUGGGCGCAGCUUUAUUUAAACGGGCUGGUAAAAAAAGUGCAAGACGACGGCUGAGCUCUAAUCCGGAAGUUAUUGGUAUUGAAGGAUUAAAAAUACAGGGAAUGGAUCAUUUGGCUACGUCGAGAUCUAGUCUUGAUAGUUCUCAUUCUCAUGAUCCUGAAACUGUUAAUAAUGACAUGGCAUCAAAAGGUAGCUCAGUUCCCGAUUUACCGGGUCUAGGUUUUAUGGACAUGAAGAUUAAGUCAAAAUUCCUACGUCAAGAUAGCAUUGUCAAAGAUGUUGGAAUGAUUUGUGCAACACAGCCUGAAGUGCUUGAUGAUUCACCAACUGACUCGAGGUCAAUAGACACGCCAGAAUCACCUCUAAAAAGUCCAGUAAGAACUCCCGUUACUGAAAAUGAUCCAUUGGGAGCUUUAGUAAAUGACGAGACUCCGAUAGUAUCUCCGUCUGAAGAAAAUGACUCCAAUUGCUCAACAAGUACAUUGACUGUUGUCAAUAACACACUUGGAGAAAGACCCGGCGGGCCUCUUCUAUUUAGGAGUAGUAACGCAAAUACUAUACCUCGGAGCGCGACAUUUCAUCAAGCUGUCGACGAGACGGGUCCAGCAGUCAGCAGUCAAUUGCAGCGAAGCGAAACUAUGCCUCACUCGGUUGCUCAGCAGGGUGAGCAAGAACGAGAACGUGAUCGAUUGGAGAUCAGUAGCCUUUGGUCAAAUAAAGACAGCGUCACGUCUAGUUUAUCAAGUUUAGGGUCAAGUCUAAAGCUAAGCUUUGGACGAUACUCAACCGGAGGCCUGACAUUUGGUAAAAAUAAAGAUUUAAUUUCAUCAAAUGUAUUCAUUGAAUCACUCAGUCUCUCUAAUUACAUCAGUCCAUCAAGUUUGACGGGUAAAAAAUCAAAUGAAAUAAUUCUCGGUGGGUUGAAUAGUCUAAAGUCAGCAGCAACAUCUGUCGCUAAAAAAUUUGACGAAAUAAAAGAAGCUAUUUCGGCCACCAGUACACCAGUAAAACUGAAAGAACGUGAUCAGCGGCUUGGUUAUGGGUUGUCGCACGAGUCGUUAGACUCAUUGACAGAUGGAUCUCAGCAAGACCGUAAUGAAAUGUCAGCGAGAAUGUCAGGGGAUUCUGGUAUGGAAGUUCUGGGUUCACUGUGUGAGCUCGCUGACUGCAUGUACCCAAAAGGCUCGAGGGAGUUCGAGGACCGUUUAGCUGUCGAACUUGUUAUCUCCAGUGCUAGUCGUUGUCAUCACUGCCUGGCUAUACUUUAUGACGAAGAAAUAAUGGCCGGUUGGCAGCCAGAAGACUCUAAUUUAAAUACUGUCUGUCAGUUUUGCGAUAAAGCCACCGUACCGCUUCUUACAGUGACUAUUCUUGACUACCGAUGCAAUGAGGGUGAGAAAAUAAAUGAUCCAUUAACGGGUGCGCUAAUUGAGUUGAUGGAGCAACCGCGCGAAUUACCCGAGCCUAUUACUGUGCCCUAUUUAAAUCCACUGGUACUACGUAAAGAAUUAGAAAAUGUACUGAGUCAAGAAGGCGACACGUGUCUUACUAAGCACAGAUUUAUUCAAGAGCACCCUAUUGUCUAUUGGAAUUUAAUAUGGUACUUUGAGAGAAUAAAUCUCAAUAGCCAUCUACCAGAAUUGUGGCUUAAUAAUGACAACAUUAAAGAUUUGCCCACUAAUUCGAGCUUAGUUGGAGUAAGAACCAUGUGGGACAACGAAAAACUUCACAUGAAUCGUCUGCCUAUGUAUUUACAGUGGAAACAAAAUUUACAAGAAGAACGAUCGCUGAUGCAAAACGUAAUAACAAACGUCCGUCAUAAUAACUUGACAGAACCAAUUAAAAGAGUGGCCUUAGAGAGAAGUAAAGCUGAAGUUAAAGAACAACCACCGUUUUCUAUUUAUAGAGAUAUUUUGUUUUUGGCUUUUACUGCAUUAGGAAGAACAAAUAUUGAUCAAGGAGUUUUUGAUCGUCAGUAUUCAGCUGCCUUGGAAAAUUUGACAGAUAAUGAAGAAAAAUUAUUACACAGCACUGAUGCGGCACCGUCACCAAUGACAUUGUACUGUAGACAUUAUUUUAAGCAGUUGAGUGUAUAAUAAAAUUCCCGAACGUAAGAUAAUAACGUUAGAAAGAGAGAGAUUGAGCGAGAGCGUUAGAGAGCAAUGAAUGUAUUUUUAUUUUUUGAACGAAAAUAUGUCGACGUAAGUGACGAUAAAACGACGGAUAUUGUUAUA